AUGGGCGUGCGCGCCCGGCCCAACCAGCCACCCACGGGCCUCGCCCGCCCCGCCCCGCCCAACUCCCCUCCCCCUCCUCCCCUCUACUUGGCGUACGUGAACCAAGACAGAAAAGGAUGGACAGAUAAGGCCGACAUCACCACCGUUUAUGCCCCUGUUGCUGCACCGGCGUGUCCAACUCGGAUGGGAGUCGCUUUUAGUGCUCCAUCACUGGUCUUAUCUCAUUUUGACCUAUUAGGCGUGGCGGAGACGGUAAUUACUCUUAACUGGGGUAGCAUUUGA
This is a messenger RNA of Mesocestoides corti, 282 nucleotides long. NCBI's taxonomy places the organism in Eukaryota, Metazoa, Platyhelminthes, Cestoda, Cyclophyllidea, Mesocestoididae. The record is from the annotation of a GenBank genome assembly.